Pochonia chlamydosporia 170 is the source of this 1236-nucleotide messenger RNA. RefSeq names its product endoglucanase. NCBI's taxonomy places the organism in Eukaryota, Fungi, Ascomycota, Sordariomycetes, Hypocreales, Clavicipitaceae. Bases 1 to 1236 code for a protein of 411 amino acids. The transcript has a single exon. The record is from RefSeq and is a predicted model, not a curated record.
AUGUUUAAGAAGAUUGUCUUGGCCGGCAUGGUCGCCUCUGUGAGCGCCCACAUGAAGAUGUCCAACCCUGCUCCCUACGACAAUGACAAGUUGACCAACGGGCCCCUUGAUGCCAGUGGUAGCGAUUUUCCCUGCAAGAAUCCCAACUACGCUGUACUUCCAUCCACGGCCAAUAGUUAUGCCCAGGGAAGCAAGCAGACCCUGAAGUUCCUCGGCACUGCCGUUCACGGUGGCGGCUCAUGUCAGCUCUCCCUCACAACCGACGAAAAGCCCACCAAGAACUCUGUAUGGAAGGUUAUCAAAUCCAUCGAAGGAGGCUGCCCGGCAAAAGAUGCCGCAGGGAACUUGGCGGGCAACAGCGCUGCGAUGCCCGACCCAUUCACAUACGACUUUACCAUUCCCAAGGACCUGCCCGCCGGCAAAUACACCCUGGCCUGGACCUGGUUCAACAAGAUUGGCAAUCGUGAAAUGUACAUGAACUGUGCCCCCAUCAGCAUCACCGGCUCCGGCGGCUCCCAGAGCUACCUGGGUGGCUUGCCGGACAUGUUUGUCGCCAACAUUGGCAACGGCUGCGGGACCAAGGACAGCACGGAUUUGAAGUUCCCCGACCCCGGCAAGGACGUUGACCAGUUUGGCCUCAAGACCUCUGCAGCUUUGGCACCGCCCACGGGCAAUUGCAAGGCUGGAGGCGGCGGCGGCGCUCAGCCUACGGGCGGCGGUUCUCAACCCCAACCCACGUAUGCUCCUCAACCUACCUCGGCUCCCCAGCCGAGCCAACCUCCUCAGCCGAGUCAACCUGCCGGCGUCAGCAACAGUAUUCCCGGUGGUGUGUUUGUGACCGUGAGCCAGGGUCAAGGCCAGAAUCCCAGCCAGCCUGCUCCUACUAGCCAAGCACCCGCUCCCACGAACCAAGCACCCGUUCCUACCGACAACGCCCCGCCGCCCAGCCCUACCAACGGCGGCAGCGGUCCGGCUCCCACAACCGGGACUGGCGGCGGCAGUGGAGGUGGCGGUGGUGCAGGGGGCUUCGCCGCAGGAACUGCUUGCACUUCCGAGGGCAUGUGGAACUGCAUUGGCGGAACCUCUUUCCAGCGCUGUGCCGCUGGUGCUUGGUCUGCGACUCAGAAUGUUGCCUCUGGAACCAGCUGCACUCCCGGACAAGGCGCUGAGCUAAAGGUGUCCGGAGGCCGGGCGAGCAAGCGCCGCCUCCGCCGCGGCUUGCGGUUCUCGUUUUAA